Scaptodrosophila lebanonensis is the source of this 618-nucleotide messenger RNA. RefSeq lists its product as uncharacterized. NCBI's taxonomy places the organism in Eukaryota, Metazoa, Arthropoda, Insecta, Diptera, Drosophilidae. The record is from RefSeq and is a predicted model, not a curated record. Bases 71 to 598 code for a protein of 175 amino acids. The transcript has a single exon.
AGUUUCGCUUCAAAAUUCAAAAUUAAACAAAUUUUCUGACAACUACGAAAGGAAGCCGGAAUAGGAAAAUAUGCGUAUAAAUACUGCAUUAUUUGCUAAAGCUAAUGCCCAACCCAAAUAUGAUAACUACAAUGUAAAAAAGUACAUCCCGGCCAAGCCCUUGGGAGUUCCGGCAGAUGAGCCUAAAAAGCCCUCCCUUACAAACAAUUUCUUUACCAAUGGGCGUUCAUCGAGGGGUCGCUUUUCAUUAGGUCGAAAAAUGAGUUUGAAAUCGAGGAUUAAUAAAUCAAACCAAAUAUCAGCUAAAGCCACGGGUCAACAUCAUGAUGGUGGAGCUUUCACCACAAAUUGCUUGGCUAUGGCGGAAAUAAAACAGAUCUUGCUGGAUUCCAGAAAUCGAGAGCUUAAGAACUAUUAUAGGAAAAUGAUGGCCGAUGAAAGAUCCAGAGCAGUGCAAUAUUUGCUCAACCAAUGUCCCUGCUGUGGCUUUCAAAAGCCAGAUCGGAAGCAUGAAAGGGAUAUCUCCAAAAAUAUUUAUUGUUGGGGAGCUGAACAAAUGAGCAGAUCGGAACGUUUGCCACGCCGAGUCGCUACUUAGACACCGUCAAGAGGUGGUGC